UCUGCUGUAGUGAACAGCUCUGAGGAGAUAAACGCCGGUUUCAGCUCACAUCCGCUUCAACUCUCUUUCACUGUGACUUCCCGCACUUUCUCCGCAGUCAUUUUCUUCAACGCUCCGUUAUUUCGUCGAACAAACGACGUCUUUCAUUUUCCGUCAUUUAAAAGACAUUAUCUCCCGUGUGUUUUGGCAGUAAGUAAGGGCGUUUGGAGAGGAUGGCGGCUAUCAAGGCGCUUCAGCAGUGGUGUAAGAUUCAGUGCGAUGGAUACAGAGAUGUGAUCAUCAGCAACAUGAGCACAUCGUUCAGAGAUGGACUGGCCUUCUGCGCUCUCAUCCACAAGUUCAGACCGGACCUAAUAAACUUUGAGUCUCUCUCCAAAGACAAUGUGUAUUACAACAACAACUUGGCGUUCCGUGUGGCUGAAGACCAUCUGGGAAUCCCGGCUCUUCUGGAUGCAGAGGACAUGGUGGCUUUGCCUGUCCCAGACAGACUCAGCAUCCUCACAUAUGUCUCACAAUACUAUAAUUACUUCCAUGGCCGCUCACCAAUCGGGGGAGUUGGAGGUAUCAAGCGGCAUGCUGAAGACUCAAAGGAGGUGCCAUCAGAGAAGAAAAAUCUGCCUGUGGUUGCCAAAAACCUCAAUCUCAAAACAAAUACAGAGAACCGUCCUCCUCAAACUGAAAUGCCAAAAACUAUCAGAGACAACCGUACUCCAUCUCUUAACAUCCAGAAAAGUGCUCCAGAGAAGCACGUUUUAGCUACUCCAGCUCGGCAGACUGGCACAGACUGGCAGAAAUCUCCAGGGGCGAAAUGUGUGCAGGCAUCCGUCACUCCACUCAGAGCGAGAUCUCCACAACCACACAGAGAUGCUGAGAAGACUGUCUUGGUGGAGAGCUCAAAUAAAACUGGCACAUUGAAGAGUGAAUGUGCAGUAUGUGGAGAUCAUGUACAUUUGGUCCAGAGACACCUGGUAGAUGGGAAGCUCUACCACCGGAACUGUUUUAAGUGUAGUGUAUGCUAUGGCACUCUGAAAUCUGGGGCGUAUAAACUGGGAGGGGACACUGGCUCACUGGUCUGCACUAUUCACCAACAUGCCCAAAACAGCUUCAAGCCUACUGUUAAGCCUUUUAAGAGCAGUGGAUUUACGCUUGCUGAUUUGGUACCCAAAUCUGACCGUGGAGAUCAGCCAUCUGCACAACGCUACACCUCUGUAUUAUCUACACCCAUCAAGGCUGUGCCCAAACCAGCGGAGCUCAGUCCCGCUCCACACUCAUGGACGGCCUCUGCUCAGAGGACUCAGGCAGCCAGACAGAAGUUCUUUCAGUCCUGUGGCCCAGCAGCAGAGCAUCGGCCCGCCACAAGACCGCAGUCAGGCCCCUCAGAGUCCUUCACCAAUCAGAACACCAGUCUGAAGAUGGAGAAAGACAGAACCUGUGCACUGACAAAUGGAAAACUACUUGAAGGAAACACAAACAACAACAAUGCGCUUAAUUCUGAUCCAGGAGCACACCGGCAGCUAAAAAUCAGAUGCUCUUCUGCUGAGGUCUCUAGCAGGAGGCAAGAGUUACACGGACGAGAUGCAACAGGAAGAGCCACUCCAUCCAGCCCUGCUAUCAGCAGUAGCAGCAUGAACACCAAAGAAUCCCUCUACCUCAGUGCCAUCAGCAAGGAGCGCAGCAGACCUCCAUCCCUGCUGCUUUCUACUGCCAAAGAUGUUCAGAGCUGCGACGCCCCGACUGACUGGAGAUCAAAGCCAAAGGCAGCUCCAAAUGGACCAAGACUAAAAUCUCAUGAUAAUGCCAAGGAUGUCCCGAUGACUUGUGAAAAAAAUGAGAGUGACCCUUGUUUAAAGGUGCAAGAUGCUUCAACCUCCUCUAUAUCCAACAUCUCUCACUGCUCCAGUGUUGCCCAGAAAACUGAAAGGGAACAACAGCAAGGUACCUUGGUUCAAAAUGGAGCAUGUACACCACCAGAUACAUGUGUACAUUCUGCCCCUAUCCAGCCAUUCAGUCCUGUUGUCUCAUGUUUGGGAGAGACCUGCCAUGGGCAAGGUUCAAAACCUGACUGUUCCUUGUCCUCAUGUAUCUUGCCCUCUCAGUCCUGUCACAAACCUUCAUCUCCAAAACAACCUCGCCGCAGGUCGGCGACAUCCAGUUAUGACAAUGGAAAUAUCUCAUCUAAAAAUGGUUUACUAUGUGAAACGAGGUCACCUACUAUAAAGCCUUGCCACAUCACACCAGACCAGAUCUCAAAAGAGCUCCAGGACAUUGAGAACACUCUGAAUGAUUUGGAGAAUGAAGGGGUGGAGUUGGAGUGGAGACUUCGCAUUUAUGAAGAAGAGGGUCAUGGGGACCUUCUGAUGGAUCCCUUGAUGGUGGAAUGGUUUAACCUGAUUCGGAAAAAACAAAGCUACAUACGCAGGGAGUCAGAGUUGAUGUACAUAGCAAGAACACAGGAUCUGGAGGAGCAGCAGCCGGGAGUAGAAGGAGAGCUCAGGAGAUUAAUCAAUAAACCAGAACACCUCAAGACUCUGGAAGAGAAGAAGCGGGAAACUGAGCUGUUGAACAGACUGAUGAAGAUUGUGAAUGACAGGAACGCCAUUGUUGAGGGGCUGGAGGAAGACAGGUUAAGGGAGGAGGAGGAAGAUCAACAGUUGAAUGAAAUGAUGCAAAGACUGGGUCUUCAGAAGUUUAAAAACAAACGCAAGUCGUCCUUCUCAAAGUUAUUUCGACGGAGAAGUAAAAGCCUCAAUGGGAGAGUGAAGUGAUCCAGAUUUUCUGCUGUAGCCUGGUGAAGAUUUGCCUAAGAAAGUUUAAAACAAGGUGGGACUAGAAUCACAACUCUGUCAGGCAGCUCAGUGAGAUAGUUUGAGUUCCUUGAGCAAAAUGUUUCUUUAAUAACACUCCCCCCCCCCCCCCCCCCCCCCCAAUUAUUCUAGUCAUGUUCUGAUAGUUUUCACUUAUGAUUUAGCUAAUACUAGUUCUAUUCUAUUUACUGUAAGUGUUUAACAUUUCUGGUCCUAUGUUUAUUUUUGCCUUCGCUUUAAAUGUGUGGGCUAGUUUAAAUAAUUGUUCAAAAUAUACAUUUAUUUUCCUUUUUUUUUUUUUUUUUUUUUUUCUUCCACCCCCUCACUUGUUCAGACAUAAACGGUAACUUAUAUUAGCAGAUAAACAGAUGUCCAAGAUUGGCUGAAGCAUGCUACUUGACUGUGAUCCAAGAAUCUGUUGAGCAUCUUAAUUUAACCCUAACCUCCCCAAAAAAAGAAAAGUUGAACUGUGCGCUGCUUGUUAAAGAGUCGUUCAUGAUGCAGUGUGUGCAGUGAACUGAAGGGGGCACUAUGAGCUCACAUGCAUUUGUAUCAGAGUUUUCCAGUUUCUUAUUUUAUAUUCCUGAGAAUGCUAAAUCAAGCUGGAGAUUAGACCGCAGAGGAGCUUGUGUGCUGGAGAGGCGCGGAUUAUUGGUUUUAUUCUCUUUUUAAGUCCUCUAACCUAGUUCAAUUAAAACUGUACCUCAUUUAACUUAUCUAAGAAACAUAGUCUGUCCAAAGAUGUCUUUUACAUGGUGUUUAAAUAUAAGUAUUUGACUUAAGUGUUUGGAAAAACCCACAGAAGGAAUGUUUUAAGAAGUUUUUUUUAAAGUUCUCUUGAGAGAUGCUUACAAAUGAAUGUGCUUAUUUAUUGUAUAUUUGACUUUUAAAAUGAGUUAUCCAAUAAAUCUUAAUGAAGUUUCUUA
Messenger RNA from Ctenopharyngodon idella (grass carp), 3730 nucleotides. RefSeq names its product mical-like 2a (gene micall2a). Gene Ontology annotation, molecular function: protein binding. NCBI's taxonomy places the organism in Eukaryota, Metazoa, Chordata, Actinopteri, Cypriniformes, Xenocyprididae. Bases 213 to 2765 code for a protein of 850 amino acids. The record is from RefSeq and is a predicted model, not a curated record. The transcript has 18 exons.